Messenger RNA from Harmonia axyridis, 1463 nucleotides. Its product is annotated as activator of 90 kDa heat shock protein ATPase homolog 1. Bases 255 to 1277 code for a protein of 340 amino acids. The record is from RefSeq and is a predicted model, not a curated record. Gene Ontology annotation, molecular function: ATPase activator activity; protein-folding chaperone binding. Gene Ontology annotation, cellular component: cytosol. The transcript is spliced from 4 exons. Gene Ontology annotation, biological process: positive regulation of ATP-dependent activity; protein folding. Lineage: Eukaryota; Metazoa; Arthropoda; Insecta; Coleoptera; Coccinellidae.
AUUCAAUCUAAGUAAUAAAAUAAUACGGAACAGAAUCGACCGCAACCUAGAAAGUUCUAGAAUUAUAAAAUCUUAUAAGAAAUUGGUGCUGAUGCUCCAGACAAUUCUAAGUGAAACUUGGUGAAUAACACUCAUUGGAACAUUGAAAAACCUCGUAUCUUAUUUACAUAAACAACGAAUACCUCAAAUUUAGUUUCGUUACAAAUUUUUAAUAGAUAUUUCACUCAACCGCUACCGCAGUAUUCGCUUAAAUUAUGGCUAAAUGGGGCGAAGGUGAUCCUAGGUGGAUUGUAGAAGAGAGGCCUGAUGCCACAAAUGUAAACAAUUGGCACUGGACGGAAAAAAACGCUGGACCUUGGUCUCAAGACAAAUUUAAGGAACUCUUUACUAACCUUCAAAUCAAAAACGAUGUGGCUGAUUUAAAAAUUGUCGAAGUGGAAAAAUGUGAAGGAGAAGCUUCGGCCAAUAAUAGGAAAGGAAAAUUAAUCUUCUUUUAUGAAUGGGAUCUUCUUUUAAAAUGGAAGGGAUCUUCAAAAAGCGGAAAUGAAUAUUCUGGAGCAUUCAAAGUUCCUAACGUAUCAGAGGAGAAUGAUGUGAAAGAAUUUGACAUAACAGUUUCCCUGAAAGAGCAAGAUGGAGAAGAAGCCUCUACAAUCAAAGAAGUUCUCAGAAAAGAAGGUAUUGCUACUGUGAGGUCACAAUUGGGAAAGUACAUAAUUGAAUUAAAAGAAGAGUUUACCAAAGGUAUGAUUCUUCCAAAAAAAGACGAAGUUAAGCCUGACAAUGUUGUCAAUCACAAGAGUGGUUUCAAUAAGACUAAGGUUAACAUGCAACCUAUAUCAUCAGAAAAAAAAGAGGUGGGUGUAAAGAUUGAUGUAAAAACCAUCAAGGAUUCGCAAAAGUUCCAGUGUAAAGCGUCUGAGUUUUACGAUGCUAUGACUCGCAUAGAAAUGGUUACUGCGUUCACCCAUGGGCCAGUAAAAUUGGAAUUGUUCAAAAAUGGUAAAUUUGAACUAUUCGGAGGUAAUAUUUCAGGAGAAUUUGUUGAACUUGAACCUGCGAAAAAAAUUGUUCAAAAGUGGAGGUACAAACAGUGGCCUUCAGGGCAUUACUCUAUUGUUACACUCAAUAUAGAUGAAAAGAGUGAUCACACAGAGGUAUCAUUGACACAAACUGGAGUUCCUUCUUCGGAAGCUGAUAUCACUAAAGGCAACUGGCAAAGAUAUUAUUGGGAUUCUAUGAAGAAAACUUUUGGUUUUGGAUCUUUCAUCCAAUGAGCAACGUUAAUUUCGCCAAUCAAGGAGAUUUUUAAAGAUUCAUAGAAUUGUUUUAUCCAGAUCAUACUGCUCAUAAUUAGGCCUUGCUUUAGGUUAUUUAUUUAUGUAACACUGUGGAAGAUUACAUCUCUAAAGGAUUAUUUUAUAAGAUUCUUUUGCCUCAUGAAAUAAAAUCGAUUUCUUUUC